AUGACGCAGAAUAUAGAUUUCAACGCGCUAAGAGCGCGUACUAUGGGAUCGGGCAAUGACGAGGAGGCUGUGACGGUUGAUACACGGGGCCUGAUCUCAAAAGUACUUGCGCGAUACUCAGGGAAAUGGACAGUCUUGCGAGAAAUGAUUCAGAAUGCGGCUGAUGCUAAUGCUACAAAAGUGACCAUAAAGUUCGAGACCUUACCCUCUGCAGUGGUCCCUUUACCUUCGCAUGCCGAUAACACCACAUUGAUAAAGCAUACUAUCUCUCAUCAUACUCUCAGGCGACUCUUGAUAUCGAACAACGGUUCUCCUUUCAGUGAGAAGGACUGGGCAAGAUUAAAGCGAAUCGCGGAUGGUAAUCCCGAUGAAACAAAAAUUGGAGCUUUUGGAGUCGGUUUUUACAGCGUUUUUGAUGACUGUGAAGAGCCGUUUGUGUCGUCUGGGAAAGAGGCCAUGGCCUUUUACUGGAAAGGGAAUGCUCUCUAUACUCGUCGAUUGCAACUAAAUGACGCCGCAAAUCCUGAAACGACAUUUGUGUUAGAUUACCGCAAUGAUGCUUCUCCUGUUCCGUCUUUAAUGGAGUUAUGUCAAUUCCUGUCUAGCAGUCUUACCUUCGUUAGCCUUGAGAGUAUAGAGUUAUGGCUAGACGACUGGAACCUACUGCGGCUGACGAAGAAGGCCGCUCCAAGCAUCGAUCUCUCAAUCCCCAGAGACAUCGAAACUAAGACAUCUCAAGGUCUGAUGAAAAUAGUUAACGUGUCCCGUGAAGUCGUUCAGGUUGAUGCUACGUGGAUGCGGGCUGUUGAAUGGAAUCCGCACGCGAACCUAUUUCGCGAGGGACUUAGAGAUACGGCAGGAUCUUUACGCACCUUUUUCUCUAGGCUCACUGGCCAGGGUGGCUCAGAGAAACCGGCGAAGACUGAGAGCAACCCUAAUAUCAACGACACGGAAGACAUGACUAAGUCUUCUACGGCGUCGGUCUUUCUACACAUCAAUACUGCGAGCAUUCAAUGCUCUAUAAGUCAAUCCCUAAGCAGCGAACUUGAACGUGCCACGCGCAAGCCUCCGCCGAAGAAGUCUACAUUAGCUGUAUUAACGCCUUCCUAUGAUACCACUCUGGCGUCCGGGGCGUCUGGGUUGCAGUCAGACAUUCUUUCAUCGAUUCUCCCAUCUAAAGCCGGUAGAGUCUUCAUUGGCUUUCCCACUCAUCAAACGACGGGUCUCAAUGCCCACAUAUCUGCGCCGUCCGUUAUUCCGACAGUCGAGCGAGAGAGCAUUGAUCUCAACACACGAUACAUCAGCAAAUGGAACCUUGAGAUGCUCAGAGCAGCAGGCAUUGUUUGCCGAGUGGCCUGGUCUGCAGAGAUGACCUCUAUCAAGUCUAAGAUACAACCAACGAAGUCAUCGAAAAUCCGAAAGGAUGACAUAGUUAGCGUACUUCCCGAAGCCAUUCAUACAGCGAAUCAGUUCGUAUUCCGUGAAUCAACUCCCUCAUCGGUCCUUGGUCAGACUAUUGAAGAUGCAUUCUGGACGUGUAACAAGAAUGCCUCUAUUGAGGUUUUAUCAACGUGUGGAAUUAUCCAAAGCCACCAGGCACGCAUUGCUCCUAAAGAUCUCAGUUUCAUGGAUUCCAUUCCAGUUCUGCCAGAUGACUUUGUAUUAAAUGCGAAGGACUUUGUCAGGAAGCUGACGGAUUUUGGGCUUGUCACUGAUAUCACAGUGUCUGACAUUAAACGUGAAUUGGAAGCUAGCACGCUACAGUCUACUCAAGUCCCUGAAUUCCUCUCUUGGCUAAGCCGAAGGGCUGUUUCAGGACAACUUGACUCUCUAUCUGUCCAGAGCCUUUUAAACGUCGCAGUGGCAAAUGAUGAAGAUAGCAGCGGUGCUGUAUGCAGGUUACUUGUCUUCGCAGACAUAACCAACUAUCUUAAUCCUCAGCGGAUACCAGUGGAACUGCCUUUGCCAUCUUCUGUGAUGCCUUUCAAGUACACCAAAUCUCUAGGUAAGCAGGAACUAGAGUCUCUCGGCUGGACUGAACUGCAAAUCGUCCCUUGGAUUCACUGGAUAGUGAGCAAUGCCGGGAACCGGAGCGUUCUACCAAUUGAACAAGACAUUACACAGUCUUCGUCCUUUUCUGCUCAGGUUUUACCUGUUAUCUCGAAGCAAUGGGAUGUUCUGAGCCAGCCGUCGAAACAGAGUGUGAUCAACCUGUUGCAACCGCACACAGUCAUGCCAACCAAGCUGGGUAUGAAGCGGCCCGUAGAAACCUACUUUUCCUCAGUACGACUGUUCGAUGACCUCCCUGUUAUCAGAGGCCUUAAUAGUGUCAAAGAAAAGUUUCUGGCUGCUCUUGGCGUCCGUAAGACCGUUGAUCUUGGGGUCAUCUUUGAACGCCUGUUAAGUACAACAGAAUCUUCAGAUGGGGGCAGCAUUAGCCAGAGAAAGUGGAGCCAUGUCGAUUUGAUACGCUAUCUUGCCUCCGUUCGUGAUGACAUACCCGCUAGCGAUAUCAAGAGGCUGAAGGACACCAGUAUCUGUACUGCGGAGGUGACCGAAAUCACCCAUGAUCCUACAAAAGACCGCCGCAAACGUUAUAAGAUAUAUGAGCUUUUCGAGCCACACGACCCACUCAGAGCUCUUGGACUUCCUGUGAUUGAGUGGCCGGGCAAGUACCAGCCCAGCAGCAACGAGGGUAAAUUUCUCUCCACGCUAGGCCUGAGGAGCUUCCCAUCCCCAUUCGAACUAAUAAAAAUUAUGGCAAAGGCAGCGGCAGCCAAAGACUGGACUCUUCAUGGGAAAGCUAUGUCUUACUAUAUUGCCGAGUAUCAUAAUAACGGUUACGCCGCGUUCAACUGCGAAGAAGUCACUGUUCCUUUUCUACCUAUCGAAGGAUCCGAUAGUCUUAGCAUUCCAAGUCAGUGCUUCACUGAUAAAUCUGCUACUUUAUUUGGCUUUGAAAUCUUACGGGAUACCCUUCACCCUCAUGCUCCCAAAUUCGGAGUCAAACAGCAUCCGCCACUAACUGAAUGCCUGAAUUGUCUACUUCGGCAACCACCCUCUACUAAGCGGGACGCACGGGUGAUUUUCAAAUAUUUAGCUGGGAGAGUAUCGGAGCUUAAGCCGCGAGAUAUUGAUCGAGUUAGCAACGCACAAAUAGUGCCAGUCUCAGUAAAUGCUACCCCCAACCAUGAAUCGAGUAUACGCCGUGUAGCACCAAAGCUAUGCUAUCUUGGAGAGGGUGAAGAUUACAGGGAGAUCUUCGACUUUGUUGACUUUGGGCAAGAGGCCAACUUUUUUCUCAUGGCAGUGGGUUCUAAGAGGGAACCGACUAAGAUAGAAAUUGCGUACAUGUUGGUGAAAGAGCCGGCCAGGAUAUCCUCGACAUUUCAAAGUGCAGACAAGUAUCUCAAGUUACUGAGAACGCUUGCCGAAAAUAUCUCUGUGCUCAAGAAAGACCGGGGACUCCUUAACGAAAUGAGAUGCUCUGCAUUCCUUUUAGCGAGUAGAGAUAUAUCCUCUCUGUCUCACGGGAAUUCGGGAAAAGGCGGUCUUGGCUCUGAAGAAGAUGAUGACGAACAGAGCAUAAAGGAGUGGACUUUGGCUGCAGCGAAGGACACGGUGGUGGUGGAUGAUUUCCAGAGUUUCAAUCUGUUCAAGGAACAUAUUCUCGCCGCGCCUCAGGAGGAAACACUAGAGAACUUUUAUCUUGCUCUGGGUGCUGUACCGCUGAAAACCCUUGUUGAAGAACGUGCUCACUGGGGAGCAGUUGCCUCAGAUCAACUGCCUGCAGCAAAAUUACAGAAGUUGAUUCAUGAGCGCUCAAGACUCUUCCUCCACGAUCAACCCGCUGAAACUAUACAACACGACGUCAGGUGGCUGGAAAAGAACCUUCGAGUCCAAGUCGUCCAUUCGAUAUCCCUCACCCGCUCCCUUAAAGGUCGUCGAGUUUCACAUACCCAGAAGCGAAGUGCCAUCAUUACUCGGCAAUCAACGUCCUGGGUCUUGUGGAUCUCCCCAGGCAAAUAUGAUCUUUAUGAGAUAAGUCAAGCUCUCGUUCACCUGAUCCUUGUCCGGCCGAAGCUUCACUCGACUCUCACGUUGGAAAUGCUCCUCAAAACUGAUCUGUUGGAGCUCAAGGCCCGUGGCUACAACGUUGAGCGCAUUCUUAAGCAAAAGGCUCACGAGGCAAGGAUGGCAGAGGAUAGGCGUCAGAAGCAGUUGGAGGAGGAGCGACAACAGCUCCAGGAGAGGGAAGCUGCAUGGGCGCAGGAACGGGCUCAAGCCCAGGUGGAAACAGAAGACAAACGACAACCUUUGAUGCCUGGGGAUUUCCCUGACUCGCCAUCGCCAUCCGGCAAGGAUAUCGGCCCCAGUUCACAGGGAGAAGCAUUAGAGCAAAGCCAAGACCGGCGCCCACGGGGUCUUUUCGCCAAUUUAACCAAACGUUUUGGACUCGACAAUGGUCGACCAACAUGGAACCCCCUUGUUGGGGAUUCAUCCCAGCCAUCCGCAGAGUCUUCAAAUAACACCACCCCUCCUCCCCCAUAUUCGGCCGAAGACCCACAAAAAUCUCGCACAGAACAGCCUGUGACCGUCAGCUCCCCGCAUAAGCUUCAAUCAGAGCUUCUUUCCGCAAUCCAGGCUUGUCGACCUCAUGGAUCAUCAGGCGUAUACAGUCGCCCAGAAACGAACCAAGUCACUGAGUCUAAAUCCUAUUGUGAUGAGAGACCCAGUCACGAUCUAGAAUUUGUGGCAACCCUUCCUUGCGGUAUUCAUGUACUCUUCGUGAAGACACUUGCAGAUCGGUCCAACUUUCUUGCCAAGAACAGCGCCGGAAUUAACAUAUUUGCUUCAAUGCUCAUUGAUUGCGCUAGUGUCUUCUCCCUGCGUGCCGAUAUUCUCAGUGUCUUUUAUGACCCAGGCGGAAAGACCAUAGCGUUCAACCGGGCCGGUAGCAUCUUCUGUAAUUAUUUCUACUUCCAGCAACUACAUGAGAAAGAGCUGCUCCAAAGUCCGGCUGCCGACAGGAGCGAGGCGCUGGUAUAUUGGUGGGUGAUACUUUGUCAUGAACUAGCACAUAACUUAGUGGGAGACCAUAGCUCCGCCCAUAGCUUCUACAGGUAUGAAGAGCACCCUAUACGAUUAUAG
Aspergillus pseudonomiae is the source of this 5151-nucleotide messenger RNA. Its product is annotated as histidine kinase-like ATPase domain-containing protein. The record is from RefSeq and is a predicted model, not a curated record. The coding region runs from base 1 to 5151 and encodes 1716 amino acids. The transcript is spliced from 2 exons. Lineage: Eukaryota; Fungi; Ascomycota; Eurotiomycetes; Eurotiales; Aspergillaceae.